Molecule: messenger RNA, 429 nt
Organism: Necator americanus (New World hookworm)
Lineage: Eukaryota; Metazoa; Nematoda; Chromadorea; Rhabditida; Ancylostomatidae
Exons: 1
Coding region: 1-429 (142 amino acids)
Source: RefSeq, a predicted model, not a curated record
AUGCGCUUUAACGGCAACCGUUGGACCAAAGCCGUGAGCGACUGGGUUCCUCGCGAUAUGAAGCGCACUAUAGGAAGACCGCCGACCCGAUGUUCAGAUUUCUUCACGAAGUCCUUCAAAGAAAAUUAUGAUGCUCUUUGUGUCCCACGCGAAAGGAGAAACCACUGGGCUACUCUGGCACGCGAUCGGCGACCAGUUCGAAGAUCAACGGGAGUCAAGGUGAUCAAAGUGAUCAAGGUGAUCCUAGAACGCUUGCAUUCCGCAAACAGUGAAAACGAAAUCAGCGUCAUCAAACGCUCCAUCGAAAUGGUAACGGAAGGCGUACGUCGUAUUUCAUGCGAAGAAAGAAGAUUCGGAGUUCGGAAAGAAGAUCACGGACAAGGGGAGAGGGGUGGGGAGUGGAACUACGGAACAGGUUUCACAAGAUAA